Molecule: messenger RNA, 8753 nt
Organism: Thunnus maccoyii (southern bluefin tuna)
Lineage: Eukaryota; Metazoa; Chordata; Actinopteri; Scombriformes; Scombridae
Gene: camta1a
Product: calmodulin binding transcription activator 1a
Exons: 24
Coding region: 190-5721 (1843 amino acids)
Biological process (GO): regulation of transcription by RNA polymerase II
Cellular component (GO): nucleus
Molecular function (GO): transcription coregulator activity; protein binding; double-stranded DNA binding
Source: RefSeq, a predicted model, not a curated record
GUGAUUGGAGAUGUGUUUUUCAUCCCGGAGCCUCUCUGUCAGUCACCGCCUCACAGCCAAUGAUAAGUUCGCCUCGGUCGGACCGACUCGCCGCUUGCUCCUCCAGUCCCUCCUCGUGCUGUCCUCGCCGUGCACGCGCGUGGUACCCACGGUCGUGAGGAGGAGGAGGAUGUUGCGCGUGAAGGGGAAAUGGCUGCCGAAAACAAGCCGGAAGGACUGAAGAAAAUUCGUAAUCCGGAUCGAAUGUACAGAUCAGCAGUGUGUUAUGCUGGCCAUGGUCCACCUAAGAGUAUCAGUGAUGACACAGAGACGAACAAUGAACAUGGACAUUUGAAAAUAUACCUGCCCAAGAAGCUGCUUGAAUGUCUACCAAAAUGCACCUCGCUGCCAAAGGAGAGACACCGGUGGAACACUAAUGAGGAGAUCGCAGCUUACUUGAUAACAUUUGAAAAGCAUGAAGAAUGGCUAACGACAUCCCCUAAAACAAGGCCGCAGAAUGGGUCGAUGAUAUUGUACAAUAGGAAGAAGGUGAAGUACAGAAAGGAUGGCUACUGCUGGAAGAAGAGGAAAGACGGGAAGACCACACGAGAGGAUCACAUGAAGUUGAAAGUGCAGGGAGUUGAGUGUCUGUAUGGCUGCUACGUCCACUCCUCCAUCAUCCCCACCUUCCACCGUAGGUGCUACUGGCUGCUCCAGAACCCUGAUAUUGUGCUCGUCCACUAUUUGAAUGUUCCAGCCAUUGAGGAUUGUGGGAAACCAUGUGGUCCGAUACUGUGCUCCAUCAAUACAGACAAGAAGGAGUGGGCCAAGUGGACCAAGGAGGAGCUGAUUGGCCAGCUUAAGCCCAUGUUUCAUGGCAUCAAGUGGACUUGCAGCAAUGGGAACAGCAGCUCUGGCUUCUCAGUGGAGCAGCUAGUGCAACAGAUUCUGGACAGCCACCAAACUAAGCCACCUCCCCGGACUCACAACUGCCUCUGCACGGGCACCCUGGGUGCAGGGAGCAGUGUGCACCACAAAUGCAACAGCGCCAAACACCGCAUCAUCUCCCCUAAGGUGGACCCCCGCUCAGGGGGCUACAGCAGUGCUCACUCUGAGGUGCAAAACAACGAUGUGUCAGAGGGGAAGACCGAGCACAGUGCCCAUGGUGGAGGCAAAGGCUCUGGGGGAGGAGGUGGAGGGGGCAGUGCCAGGGAGAAACGCAAUGGCAAAGUCCACAAGCCUGUCUUGCUGCACCAAAACAGUACAGAGGUGUCAUCCACUAACCAGGUUGAGGUCCCUGACACCACGCAGAACUCCCCUGUCUCCAUCAGCAGCGGCCUCAACAGUGAUCCAGACAUGGCUGACAGCCCCGUGGUGACAGGGAUGAGCCAUGUGGCCUCUGUCAUGUCUGGCCUGUCCCAGAGUGUGUUUAUGUCUGAGGUCACUGGAGACCCUGUGUACAGCAUGUCUCCCACUGGGGGCCCCAACACUCACCUGAUGGGUGCAGAUGCCACCUCACAAGGCUUGGUGCUGUCUGUGACCUCUGAUCGUCACAAAUUUGCCUUCCCCAGUGGAGGAGUAGGGGAACCUGGGACUACUGCCGCAGGAGACCUGUCCAUGUUGUCUGCAGCCGGGGUGUCUGAGGAACUGGUGCUCUCCAGCAGUCUGGACUCUGGAACCAUCAAGAUCCCAGAGACCAAUAUGAACUUUGACCCUGACUGCUUCCUGAACAACCCCAAACAAGGCCAGACCUAUGGUGGCAGUGCAAUGAAGACAGAGGGCAACUCUUCCUCAACCUCAUCUUCCUCCAGUGGCAGUAAUAGCACCAACGGCAAUCUGCAGCGCUCCCCCUCCAUGUCAGACAACGGCUACAGCUUCAGCGCAGCUUUGGUAAAGAAUAUCAAGACAGAAGACACAUCCUUUGAGCAGCAGCUGGCCAAGGAAAGUGGCUACCAGGUGGGGGCAGUAGUAAACUGUGGCAGCGGGGUGUCUGUUUCAUCUGGUGCUGGCUCAGGCCAGGGCAGCCUCACUCUGACCCCUGCAGGCUCCCUGCUUCCUUCUGGUGGGGGUCUGAGUCCCAGCACCACCCUGGAGCAGAUGGAUUUCAGUGCCAUUGAUGCCAAGCAGGACUACACGUCCAGCGCUACCACAGUGAGCUAUGGUCAAGCCAUGUCCAGUCCUCACAUGCAACAUCAGAAUCGUUCGCCCAGUUUCUUCCUUCAGGAUGCCUCUCAGUCCAACCAGGCUCAGCAGGGGAGGCCCAGCAUGGGCCAGAAAACACAUAUGAUGGAGCACAACUCCCAUGACUCUGGAGCUUAUAUGGGGCUGCAGGUGGUGAAGACGGACUCCCCUGGCAGCAAUGGCCAUCUCCAUCACCACCACCAGGCCCACCAAACCCAGCAUAGGGCCAACUGUAAUGGAGGUUCACCCACUGAGGGGCCCGGCCAGACUGGCUCUCUGCAACUGCUGCAGUACCAGGGGAGCUUUCCUGGGCUGGGCGCUGAGCAUGAGGAAGUAGUGGGUCUAGAGCAACCAGGCAGUGUGAGUUCAGCUCAGGCUGGAGCCACUGAGAAUGGAGCAGAGAAUCUACUCAAGCCAGGGGAUCACAUUCAGGCCUGUGGGGCAGGAAACGGAGAGGGUGGGGGGGCAGAGCACUAUCUGCAGCAGGCCUCAGAUGGCGGAGGAGGAGGGACUGGAGGUGCAGGAGAAGGAGUAGCACUUCAUAAUGGAAACAACAACAGUGAUGGCAGCAGCCGCACCCAACAGCAACAGCAGCUGCAGCCUCUCCUCCAAGGCACAAGCAUGGUCCAGGGACUCUACAACGCUGUUGGAACCCACCAAGGCCUGGGUGGAGCAGCCAGUAAUGGAGGAACAGGGGGGACAGGCAUGGAGAUCAGUCUAGAUCACUUUGAUAUCUCUUUUGGAAACCAGUUUUCUGACCUCAUCAAUGACUUCAUCUCAGUGGAUGGCAGUGGAACCACUAUGUCAGCUGGAGGGGCCCUAUAUGCUCACCAGCUAGUCACAUCCCACAGCUCUGAUAGUCAGAACACAGCUGGUGGGGCCCCCCAGCAAGGCCAGGAAGAUGGAGGCGCCAGGAGCUCUGGCUACAACCCUUCAGAGCUCUGCCUUCAACCUUGCUGCAGCCCCCAGUCUCUGAGUGGAGGGGCUGCAGCAGGGGGAAACACAGGAGAGGCAGGCUCCUUGUCCUACAUGAAUGUAGCAGAGGUGGUUUCUGCGGCUGUAGCCCAGGGGGCUCUGGGGAUGCUCCAGGCCACAGGCCGACUCUUCAUGGUCACUGACUACUCUCCUGAGUGGUCUUACCCUGAGGGCGGAGUUAAGGUGCUGAUCACUGGGCCCUGGCAAGAGGCCAGCUCAAACUAUAGCUGCUUGUUUGACCAGAUCUCAGUCCCUGCCUCUCUAAUCCAACCAGGGGUGUUGCGCUGCUACUGUCCAGCUCAUGACACAGGUCUGGUGACGCUACAGGUGGCUGUCAGUAACCAAAUCAUCUCCAACUCUGUGGUGUUUGAGUACAAGGCCCGCGCUCUUCCUUCACUGCCAUCAUCACAGCACGACUGGCUCUCGCUGGAUGAUAACCAGUUCAGAAUGUCUAUCCUGGAGCGCUUGGAGCAGAUGGAGAGGAGGAUGGCGGAGAUGGCCAGCCACCAGCAGCCGAGCAGUGCAGGGAGUGGCGGAGGUGGGGGAGGAACAGGGGGAACAGGGGGAGGAGGAGGUGGAGGGGGAGGAGGCGGAGGAGGUGGAGGAGGAGGCAACAACAGCCAGUCACAGUGUGUAUCUGCCCAGACGCAGGCCAGCAGCUCCUUUGAGAGCCGUGUCGUGGUGGUCUGUGAGAAGAUGAUGAGCAGAGCUUGCUGGGCCAAGUCCAAACAUUUAAUCCACUCCAAGACCUUCAGAGGCAUGACACUCCUUCACCUGGCUGCUGGCCAGGGCUACGCCACCCUCAUCCAGACACUCAUCAAGUGGCGCACCAAGCAUGCUGACAGUAUUGAUUUGGAGUUAGAAGUGGACCCUCUCAAUGUGGAUCACUUCUCGUGCACGCCUCUGAUGUGGGCGUGUGCGCUGGGUCACCUGGAGGCUGCAGUGGUCCUGUAUAAAUGGGACAGACGUGCCCUAGCUAUCCCAGAUUCUCUGGGCCGCUUACCUCUGUCAAUUGCCCGCUCUCGUGGCCAUACCAAAUUGGCUGAAUGUCUGGAGCAGCUACAGAGGGAAGAGCAGCAGCCACCAGCCCCUCUACCACCCGCAACUCGCAUGUCUUUCUCCCCAGCCCCCGACGCCCCCACCACAGACAGCUGGAUGGUCAGCUGGGCAAACGACAGUGUAGUAGCAUCCAGCUGCAAGAAAGGAGGUCCUGCCACCACUACAACCACAACCAGCACCACCAGCCUCAAUCCAGACUUGAGAAGACCCAGGUCAGAGCCUUCCAACUACUAUAGCAGUGAGGGCCAAAGAGACCUCCCUCUAGCUAAAAAACAUAAACCCAACCCAGAACUGUUUCAGACACGGCCUGACAAGGCCAUGUCUGUUCCUCUGAGCCUGGAGCAGCAGCAGCUCCACAAACUGUCCUCUAGCCCCAAGAGCCUGUCCUCAGAGGGCCUGAGCUCAGACAAGGGCCUGUCUACUGGAGGCAGCACAGGGACAGCCAGAUGGACCUCCAGAGAGAGUUUCUCCAGCAGUAGCUUGGGGAGGAAAGGGUUGGGGGUCAGUGGAAGCAGCAGCCUGGGGAAGGAGAAACUGGUCAACCGGUUACGUCAGCGGGAACAGCUAGGUAUGCUGGUGAUGGCAGACAGGGAAAUGGCUGAUGCAGAACUACUAUCCUAUCGGGAGGAUCUGGAGAACCAGGACUGUCUCACACAGAUGGAUGACUUGCAGGUAAACAUGAUGACUCUAGCAGAGCACAUCAUUGAAGCAACACCAGAGAGAAUCAAGAGGGAGAACUUCACCGCCACAGACUCUGUGCCCUUAGACACGUCAGGGGUCAGCAACACCAUGAACUGGCUGGCCAACUACCUGGGAGAUGUGGAGCAGCUGCCGAGCAUAAUACACUUACGAUCUCUGUAUAAUGAACCCCUGACCCCAUCGUCCAACCCCAGCCUCAGUCCUGGUGGGUCUCCGCUAAGAGAGGGGCCCCUGGAGAGGUCCACGCUUCCAUCCCCAGCUGACUGGAGUGAGUUCAUCAAUGCCUCCAACAGCAAGGUGGAGCGAGACCUGGCCCAGCUGACUCUGUCAGAUCCAGAGCAGAGAGAGCUAUAUGAAGCCGCCCGCCUAGUCCAAACUGCCUUCCGCAAGUACAAGGGGCGGCCGCUCCGAGAGCAACAGGAAGUAGCUGCUGCUGUUAUUCAACGUUGUUACAAGAAAUAUAAACAGCUAACAUGGAUAGCCUUGAAGUAUGCACUUUAUAAGAAGAUGACGCAGGCCGCCAUCCUUAUCCAGAGUAAAUUCCGCAGCUACCACGAACAGAAGAAGUUUCAGCAGAGCAGGAGGGCCGCCGUGCUCAUUCAGCAAUACUACCGCAGCUACAAGGAGUUUGGCAGGCUGAAGCCCCACCAUCGUGGGGCAGCCGCUGCCCUGGUGCAGCACAAACUGAGAGGUAGUCUGCUCACAAAGAGGCAGGAUCAGGCUGCCAGGAAGAUCAUGAGGUUCCUACGUCGCUGCCGUCACAGCCCCUUGAUGGACCAUAGACUGUUCAAGCGGGGUGAAAGAAUUGAAAAGGGCCAGGGAACAUGAGACCUCUCAGAAGAGCCCCCUCGCGAUGUGACAUCACUCUCCUGACUCCUCUUUUCUUUUUCGUUUUUACCCAAGACAUUUUACAAGAGAAAUGGAAAAAAAACAUCAAUGCAAACACUGCAAUUAUUACUACUACUGCAGUGUUACAGGUUCAACUACUAUUACAUGUACAACAGCAUUUUUUCACAUAUCUAUUCUUUCCACUGACUUGAUUUCGGUUGGAGAGGAUUCAAGGAUUCAAGGAUUCAAGGAUCAUUUAUUUGCCAAGUAUAGAAAUACAAGGAAUUUGCCUUGGUUCAGCUUUCAAAACACGCAAAGACAUUUAUAUUCAGUAAAAAAUCUAACAUAACAUAGACACUGUUACGCUGGGUGGGUUCAAUAAAAAACCUAACAAAUAAAUAAAAAUCUAACAAUAACAUAAAACACAGACACUGUUAUGAUGACACUGUUAUGCUGGGUGGAGGGGGGUGGGGGUUAAAGUGGCAGGUGCAGGGGCAGAUAGCAGCAGGUCUGUAGGCUGAGGGGGGAGUUAGGCUUAGGAGUUGAUGAAAAAAGUGUUCUUGUGUCUGGUGGUAUUGAUUUUAAUGGUCCGGUAUCUCCUCCCAGAGGGGAGGGGCUGGAAUAUGUGGUGGCCAGGGUGUAAGGGGUCGGCCAGGAUGCCCCUGGCCCGUUUCCUGGCCCUGGAGGUGUGGAUGUCAUGGAGGGAGGGCAGGCUGCAGCCAAUGAUUUUCUCUGCUGAGCGGACGAUGCGCUGCAGCCUGUCUCUCUCUCUCUCUCUUGGUGGCUGAGGGGAGUGGCAACUUCUAUGGGAUUAUAAACUUAAAGGGUUAGGGUGGGGGGUGCAGAACAUUUGCUUCAUGGCAUUUUUUGCACUUUUUCAUGGAUUGCUUUGUCUUUUCUGGAUAUGAAGAGGUUUUGGACGGUGAAGGAAGUGAACGCAGGACAAGUCUAAGGAGGUCUGUCACACGUGAGGACCUGAAGAGACGUAAAAUUAAGACUGCUGCUGAAGAUCUCAGAGGAUAGGGAGACCAUGCAGAAACACUCUGGGCUCUAAUUGUAUUUCAUAAUUUUUUAAGUGACCAAUCAAUUCAUUUGAAGACGGAUUUUUUUUAACCAAAUAUAUUGGUAACGACAUGGCCACUUCUAUCCACUGCUGUAGAUGAUAUAUCCAACUUAGCUCUACAACUCCUCCUGUCCCACUGUGCUCUUCCCCACCAGUCUGCCCACACGGGUAGAGCUACAAAUGAAUGUAGUCGGGGGUUUAACCAUGCAGAAGCAAAUGGGGGAUAAAAUAUUUCUGUUUUGCCAUUUCUUAAAAAACCCUAUGCUUUAUCGUAUAUAUUGUCACUUUAUUACUUGAAUUUGUUCCAUACUGUCCAAUGUAUUUGUUCCAUCAUGUCUAAUGUAUUGGUGAUCUGUAUCUUCAGAUUCUAUGUUGUUGAAUCCUACCAAGAAAAAAUGCAUGACUUCUUGGCAAGAAAAGUCUUUGCUUGUGUGCUUACGGUCUAGUCUUUCAGCCUAUCCUCUGAUUUUCUUUUUAUUUCCAGUUUAGUGGUUCACAUAUCCAUCUUCUCUCACUUAAGUUCCACCAUCUAAGUAUUGAAGCUAUCCUCGUAUUGUCUUGUUUUGUUUGUUUUUUUUCAUUUUAUUUUGUUUCAUUUUGCCUUGUUCAGUUGAUUGCUCCUCUGGAACCUAACAAGAGAAAAGAACUUGCCUAUUUUGUGUUGUAAUGGUUAUGGUCAUGCAGGUUAUUACUGUUCUUUUUAAAUGAACUUCAGAGCCUGUGAAGGCUUUUGAGGGGAAGAUCACAUACAUUGCCUUGACGUCUUAGAGAUUCUUUGAGGGGUCCCUAAGCUUGUCCCAAAAUAGGGGUUUGACAAAUCCAUAUUUUUGACAAUUGAGCGAUUUCUGUAUAUAAAGAAGGCUGAAAGUACGUAGGAAAAAACAUUUACCCAAAGGGGAUUGUAUUUUAGAAAUAUAUUAUUUUAUUCAUUAAAAAUGGGUCAAAAACAGGUAUGAGACAAAAACAGAAUAUUUGUAUAGUUUUGUUUGAAUGCCUAAGAAGUAUGGUUGUAUUGUUUGUAUAUAGUGUAAAUACCUGGGAUAAAAAUGAGCUAUGUGCAUGAAAAGUAUGAACAGAGUCAAAAGGGAAAAAAACAACAAAGCAGUAGUGGCUAUGCUCUGUAAAAUUAAAACUAUUUCACUAUUAGAGUAUUUUAUUUUAUUUUGAUUGUUCUUAAGAAGAACAUUUUGCUAAAGCAUGAUAUUAUUGCAAUGUGAAAAAGUAAAAAAAAUCUGUAUUUAGAGUUAGGAGAAGUCUGCAAAAUUAUCAUAAAACAAGUAUGGUUAUGUUUACUUUUUUUUUUAAUUUAUUUGUUUGUUUUGGGCUACCAAGAAUCUUUUGCCAAUGGUGCCAAGGUAUGUGAACGCUAUAUAGCUUAAGAAGAGAAUUAAGUUAAUUUUUGCAGAACAGAUAAUCAUACAGUGAAAUACACACUAGCACUGAAGACCAUAAGAUCACAACUGGCCGAGGAUCACGAGAACAAUAAGGUACACAGUUUGCAGAGGGAGUUGUAUUUAAGCAGAAAGCAUUGAAGUCUCUCAUGUCUCCACCAUUCCCAUAGCAAGCUGAAGCAUUUUGCCAUCACUGAAUACACCAUAGCAGAGUUUGAGUUUUACUUUUGUUGUCAUUGCAAAUGGAAUGUGAUGUGUUACUGAGGUAUCUUGUCUGAUCUUAAAGAUUGUAAAUGGCAGCCUUGCCCAUGGUGUCCCUACAAAGCAAUCCAUGUUAUUACUCUCUGUCACUGAGAAAGAUUGAAUUCACCUCUUAAAAUGUGCAGUAUGUUGCGGCAAGCAUUGAGUUUAUCAACCCUAGGCUGAUCCCUGGAGUAAACUGGUGACAUGAUUUUCCUAAUUCGGUAAGAUUAAAAAAAAAAAAAAAUCCUUGAUCAAGGCUGCCAGGGUCUAAAUAGACCUUCCAUGUAACAAACAAAAAACAAUGUCAAGUUGAAAAAUAUGUGUAGCAUACUGUU